GCAAGCGCAGUGCGGUGUUUGUCUGCCGGGCUGACGGGCGGUGGGGAGGUGCGCGGUGGCGGCGGCGGCGGGGAAAAUGGCGGCGUCCUCCCUGGAGCAGAAGCUGUCCCGCCUGGAAGCAAAGCUGAAGCAGGAGAACCGCGAGGCCCGUCGGAGGAUCGACCUCAACCUAGAUAUCAGUCCCCAGCGGCCCAGGCCCAUUAUUGUGAUCACUCUAAGCCCUGCUCCUGCCCCGUCCCAACGAGCAGCCCUACAGCUCCCACUGGCCAAUGAUGGCGGCAGCCGCUCACCAUCCUCCGAGAGCUCCCCGCAGCAACCUACGCCCCCCACACGGCCCCGCCACAUGCUGGGGCUCCCGUCCACCUUGUUCACACCCCGAAGCAUGGAGAGUAUUGAGAUUGACCAGAAGCUGCAGGAGAUCAUGAAGCAGACAGGCUACCUGACCAUCGGGGGCCAGCGCUACCAGGCGGAAAUCAACGACCUGGAGAACUUGGGGGAGAUGGGCAGUGGUACCUGCGGCCAAGUGUGGAAGAUGCGCUUCAGAAAGACGGGCCACAUCAUUGCUGUGAAGCAAAUGCGACGUUCGGGGAACAAGGAAGAGAACAAGCGGAUCCUCAUGGACCUGGACGUGGUACUCAAGAGCCACGACUGCCCCUAUAUCGUGCAGUGCUUUGGGACCUUCAUAACUAACACAGAUGUCUUCAUUGCCAUGGAGCUCAUGGGCACCUGUGCUGAGAAGCUCAAGAAGCGGAUGCAGGGCCCCAUCCCUGAGCGGAUCCUGGGCAAGAUGACGGUAGCGAUUGUGAAGGCGUUGUAUUACCUGAAAGAGAAGCACGGGGUGAUCCACCGGGAUGUCAAGCCCUCCAACAUCCUGUUGGACGAGCGGGGCCAAAUCAAGCUCUGCGACUUUGGCAUCAGUGGCCGCCUUGUUGACUCCAAGGCCAAAACACGGAGCGCUGGCUGUGCUGCCUACAUGGCACCUGAGCGCAUUGACCCCCCAGACCCCACCAAGCCAGACUAUGACAUCCGGGCUGAUGUGUGGAGCCUGGGCAUCUCCCUGGUGGAGCUGGCGACAGGACAGUUUCCCUACAAGAACUGUAAGACGGACUUUGAGGUCCUCACCAAGGUCCUGCAGGAAGAGCCCCCGCUCCUGCCCAGCCACAUGGAUUUCUCAGGGGACUUUCAGUCCUUCGUCAAAGACUGCCUUACUAAAGAUCACAGGAAGAGACCAAAGUACAAUAAGCUACUUGAACACAGCUUUAUCAAGCACUAUGAGACGCUGGAGGUGGAUGUGGCAUCCUGGUUCAAGGAUGUCAUGGCGAAGACUGAGUCACCGAGGACUAGUGGAGUCCUAAACCAACACCACCUGCCCUUCUUCAGGUAGCUGCAUGGUGGCAGCCAGUCCCACCAUGGGGGCCGGGGAAGUGUCCACAGGCCCCCUCUUCCCUACCUGGCCACCCAGCUACCCACCAGGGGAGACCUGGGAACUGGAAGGCCGCUGAGGGCUGAGGACAAAGUAUGGGAUGCCAACCCAACCCUGACUCCCUACCCAGCAGCCAUGGACAGAUGGGACCGCCAGGCCCUAACCCCUCCAGUCCGGGGGUCAGCCGACUGUACGAGUCCCCCUACAGACACUGUGAACGGAAGACAGCAGAUCGAGAGCAGACUCACUAUUUAUUCAGUCGUAACCUCUGGGCUGGGGUGGCCACCACGGGCCAGGAGAGAGUCACCUGUCCUGCAUCGUCCCGCACUCGCCCCAUGCUGCCCUUUCCACCUUCUGUGGUACACACGCUCUGUCUCCACCUCCCUUUUUCACAUCCCUUGCUGCCUCUCUGGUUUUCCCUGUCUCCUUUCCUGCCUCUCUCCUGGCCCAUGACCAGGCUCUGCCACCCACAAUAGGACCCCUUGGUCCUCUUAGGUCUGUGGUGAGCAAUGAGUCUUUUGGCUGGCAUCCUCAUCCCAGGAAGGCAGUCUGGGCAUUGACUGCAGCUGACCCAGGCUGUGCACUCUUGCGUGUGUGCGCGCCCGCUCUAUCUGUCUGUCUCUCUCUUUGAACUCAGGGGGUCCUUUUUGGAGUUUAUUGUAAAUUAUUGUACUUGGUGGGGUGUUUGGGGGACGGAGGGAGGAAGAAGAGUUUGUUCUCAUGGGGCUUGUUGGUACCUUCAGAAACUUUUACCAAAGUCAUGUUUAGCUGCUUGUGGUAUAGCCCACGACCUACCCUGGGCACUGGAGGGCUGGGACCAGGAGUCAGGCAGGGGUCUGGGCCACUGUGCCUUGUCAGCCUGACCUGGAGAAACUAGUCCCAAAAGUGGGUCCUGGGGACAGGAGCUUUUCCCUUGGGGCUGGAGACUGGCCACAGCUUGGGAUGAGUUGAGGACCUCAGGUAGUUCAGAGGGAGCCCACGGGGCCAUGGCCACGCAGGGUGGCCUUCAGGGAGGGUGGGUAUGGAGUGUGGUGGGCGGCAGGAGAUGCAGGUGUAGCAGGGAGGGGAGAGUGGAGGAUGGGAGGUGGGGAUGGAGGGUACAGGAAAUGGAUGUGGGGGUUUGAGGACGUGUGACAGGGACAGAGAUGGGGCAAGCUGAGGGCCAGGCAUUUAAAGGCGGUCACCGCCUACACAGUGCCCCUUGAUUCCCCCAGAGCUGGCCAGUCCUCUAGCCCACCUUGAAGCUGGCCCAUGGGGCCCCACCCCCCAGCCCCUCUGCAGCAGCCAGAGCAGGAGGGGGGUGUUUUCCUUCUUUUGUUGGUGAUGCAUGCAAAUCAGUGGACAAAACACGCACACACACACACAUACAAAAACCAACCAGCACCCAAGGCGAGGAGCCUCCCUGGACAUGGCUGGAACAGCUGAGACUCAGCCUAGACGUUGCUGUAACCUCUCUCCACCCUAUCGAUUCCUGUCAUUCUCCUAACAUAGUCACAAAAGGCUGCAUGUUUAAAAGUACUCUGCGUUUUCUCUCUGCCCCCCCCCUCCAGGCGAGAGGGUGGAAGAUGGCCCCUCUCUUGCCCAAGUCCCCUUUGUGAGGGGUAGGGGCAGGGUGGUGGGCCAACUGGCCGGGCUCCACCCUAUGGGGUCCCAGCCCCGGAGGCUUUGGCCUGUAACCGCAAGGUUAAGUGGCUGGUUCAAGGGCCAGCAACAGCCAGAGGCCAGCUGCCCGGGUGUGUUUUUAUUUAACUUUUGUUUCGUGUGUGUCUGCCUGCCCCUCCCCUUCAGUGUUAAGUGGGAGCCCUGGGGGAGCCUCUCCUCCCUCUGUCUCCAGUCACCAGCCAUCCUUGUGGACCAGGCAGAGGUUUGAGCAGGCAGGCAGGAGACUGGGGCAGCCUGGCCCAGCCCACAACCCCUUCUCAGGCUGCCAGUAUUGCCCCUUCCCUUUUUAAAAUGAAACACCCUUUGUAAAUCCUUAGACGCUUGAGAAUAAAACCCCUCCCUUUUCUUCCA
Artibeus jamaicensis (Jamaican fruit-eating bat) is the source of this 3436-nucleotide messenger RNA. RefSeq names its product mitogen-activated protein kinase kinase 7 (gene MAP2K7). Bases 77 to 1384 code for a protein of 435 amino acids. The transcript has 12 exons. The record is from RefSeq and is a predicted model, not a curated record. Gene Ontology annotation, molecular function: protein kinase activity; ATP binding. Lineage: Eukaryota; Metazoa; Chordata; Mammalia; Chiroptera; Phyllostomidae. Gene Ontology annotation, biological process: protein phosphorylation.